CAGCAGUUUCGGAUCAUGGUAGAAAGACGGAAGUCUUUUGGUGUCAAGGCUCAACAGGAAAUGUACCACCAGGAAAAAGAAAUAUGUUCACUGAAGCAGGAACAUGAAGAGAUUGCAUUACUCUUGAGCCUUACAAAGUCACAGAGAAACAUGAUGUUAGAUGACAGAAAUUGUAUGGAGCUUAAAUUUCUUUUACAGACCAAAGAGGAAUAUGAUUCUCUGAUUAGAGCAACAAAAGCCCUGAUAGCUGAACUUGACGAGAAGGUAAUGGAGAUGGAAAAAAAGAUCAAAACCCAAAAAUUGGUUGUAGCAAAAGUGAAACAAGUGAAUGAUAGCAAAUGGCUGCAAAAGCAGAUUCAGAUGCUGGAGAAUCGCCUAAACCAUGUCACUGUCCACUUCGACACCAUCCUGACCACAAAUGCCACACUCAGAGAAGAGAUUGAAAACCUGCGAUGUCAGAAAGCUAUUUUUGACAACUUUUAUUCAAAACUUCAUAAAAAACUAGAUCAGCAAAAGAAAACAAUGGACAAUGCAAUUGAGCAGUCCAGCCAAGCAUACGAACAGCGGGUGGAGGCACUGGCACGGAUUUCCGCCAUGAAGGAAAGGCGCUGCAAAGACAUCACACAGUAUAAUGUGGAAUUCAGGGAACUGGAGCGUGUCUUUGACCACGAGACCAAGCUGAAAGCCUUUAUGCUCAUCAAAUUAGUGGAUCGCUCAGACUUUGAGGAACAGGCCAAAAGGGAAGAAGCCCUCAAGGCAAGCAAGCGGGCCAGAAAGAGCAAAGGCGAAAGCUUUGAGAGCUACGAGGUGGCUUACAUGCGCCUGCUGAAGCUGAGCGAGGAUGGGGACAUUGGCCAGCUGGUGGCAGAUUUCAUCGAGAAAGAGGAGAAGAACUUUGCGUAUUUCAGCUAUGUCACCGAGUUGAACAACGAAAUGGAGAGGCUGCAGAAGAAGACACAGGACAUUCAGAAUGAAAUUCUUCACUUAAAAUCCCAACAGAAGUUUGCUGAUGACAAAAGCAACACCAGCCUCAAGGAGAUGGAGGAGAAGCUGAAGAAAACCACUGAAGAGGCCAACCUGUACGAGCACACCUGUAAAGAGAGCAGCAAGGUUCUGGACCAGCUCAAAUCCGCUGUGGACUUUCUGUUUAAACAAAUACACUGCGAAGACACCAAGAUAAUGGAGCAGCUUGGUGAGAGUGGGGAGAUCACGGAUCUGAACCUGAUGCAGUAUUUUGGCAUCAUAGAAAAGAAAACCAAUGAUCUCCUGCUCAUUGAAUCCUUUCUGUGCUAUAAGGAGGUCGAGGGAGAGCAGGAUUCGCUCCCUUUAUUGAAUCCAUUUUUGGGUGGCACAGGACUCCUUAAGAGUACAGAUGCAGCGAAAUUACCCCCAUCUUCCCCUACCAUAGAGCACAUGGCAGAGAACAUAGAGGACUUUGAUGGGCCUUUGGACCAUGGCAGUUUGCGCAGCCUGAUUAUUGAGAACUUCGAGAAGGAAAAAUCUAGUGGGAUCUCGCUGGACAAAGAGAAGAAGAGAGGGAUAAUUUUAUAGACGGGGAAA
Molecule: messenger RNA, 1560 nt
Organism: Gopherus evgoodei (Goodes thornscrub tortoise)
Lineage: Eukaryota; Metazoa; Chordata; Testudines; Testudinidae
Gene: CCDC63
Product: coiled-coil domain containing 63
Exons: 10
Coding region: 16-1551 (511 amino acids)
Biological process (GO): outer dynein arm assembly; cilium movement
Cellular component (GO): axoneme
Source: RefSeq, a predicted model, not a curated record